This is a messenger RNA of Mya arenaria, 8906 nucleotides long. RefSeq names its product phosphatidylinositide phosphatase SAC2-like. Gene Ontology annotation, biological process: regulation of endocytic recycling; phosphatidylinositol dephosphorylation. The transcript is spliced from 21 exons. Lineage: Eukaryota; Metazoa; Mollusca; Bivalvia; Myida; Myidae. Gene Ontology annotation, cellular component: early endosome; clathrin-coated endocytic vesicle. The record is from RefSeq and is a predicted model, not a curated record. Bases 88 to 3684 code for a protein of 1198 amino acids. Gene Ontology annotation, molecular function: phosphatidylinositol-4-phosphate phosphatase activity.
UCCUACCAAAUGUCAAAAUUGUCAAUUCCUAAAAAAUAUGAUGUCAGUCUGUAAAACUGCUUAGAAUAGACGUUAAAAAUAUUCACAAUGGAGGUGUAUCAAACUGACAACCACUACAUAAUUCUGGACGGAGAAUACAGCCUGUGGUGCAGUCGCAGACAUGGAACCCUUGAACCCAGGCCAGGAAGUGAGCUGCUCACAGCCUGGAACCCUGUGUGUAUUGGACUGGUGUAUGGUGUGGUCGGAAAAAUCAAGAUUCAUCCAGAGUCAGAGUGGCGUCUACUGUUGGUGAGUCGUCAAACGUGUGUAGGACAGCUGGGCGGGGAACACGAUGUCUACCAGAUCAACCGAGUUGCUCUUCUACCUCUUUCGACAACUGAGCCUGCCGACAUGGAACUGGACUUAUGUGCCAAGCACCAUUUUGGUUUGAAGCGUACAGACCGUAUCGCCCAGCAUCCUGAGGGACAGGGGAAGUCACUCCAGAAGGCUUGGAACACUAUGAAGUCUGCUGCAGAAAAUGUAAAACCAAAAAAGAGAGACUUGAAAGACAAAGAGAAGUAUGAAAGGAGGAUUUUAGAGGAGCUGCUGAAGAUGUACAAUGAGACGAGCAGUUUCUACUACAGUCAAACGCACGACCUUACUAACUCCAUCCAGCGCCAGUACGCCCCCACAUACCACCUUGACCUUGAACUCUGGACACGAACGGACAGACGGUUCUUCUGGAACUUACACAUGCUGCAGGAAAUUAUUGACAUACAGCCUUCCCUUUCGGACCCCUCACUCGCUGACCACUGGCUAGUUCCGGUCAUUCAGGGCAGUGUGGACAUCCAGGAGUGUGUCCUGGACUUUACAGACCUCGGGCGAGACCUGAGUCCAAUGGCCCCGCCUUCGAUUGUCAGACCAGACAAGGAGCCAAUCACAUACAAGCUCAUCCUUGUUUCCCGGAGGAGCAGGCAUAGAGCAGGAACGAGGUCUAAAAAGCGGGGCUUAGAUGAAUUCGGAGCCUGUGCAAACUAUGUAGAAACAGAACAGAUUAUAGAGUUCGGCCAUCACCGAGUGUCGUUCGUACAAGUUAGAGGCUCGAUCCCGGUCUUCUGGAGUCAGACAGGCGUCAAGUACAGGCCGCCACCAAAACUAGACAAAGGCGAGGCGGAGACGCACGAGGCGUUCCGGAAGCACAUUGAUGAGCAGAUGUACACGUACGGCUCCCUGGCGUGCGUCACUCUCACUGAGCUUCUGGGCAAGGAGAAAGUCAUCGGGGACGCUUACUUGUCGCACGUCAUCAAAUACAACUCCCCAGACAUCACAUACGUAACGUUUGACUUCCAUGAAUACUGUCGGGGUAUGAAGUUUGAGAAUGUCUCCAUCCUCACUUCGGCCAUAAAAGACAUCAUCAAGCACACGAGAUACUGCUGGGUUGAUUCGAAGGGUAUGAUAUGUGAACAGCGAGGCGUGUUCCGGGUAAACUGUGUGGACUGCCUGGACAGAACGAACGUCGUACAGACAGCCGUAGCCAGAAUCGUCAUGGAAACGCAGUGCCGGAAGUUGGGUCUUCUGGCGCCGGAAGAGACGUUGCCGGAUGCGUGCCGCCGGAAAUUCCAGCAGAUGUGGGCUAACACGGGUGAUGCAAUCAGCAAACAGUACGCUGGCACGGUCGCCCUCAAGGGCGACUUCACACGGACUGGGGAGCGGAAGAUAUCCGGAAUGAUGAAGGACGGGGUGAACUCGGCCAACAGGUACUACCUACGUUUCAAGGACACGUACCGUCAGGCGGCGAUCGACAUCACGCACGGGAAACCCGUCUCUGAGGACAUCAUGGACGGAAGGCUUAAGGUGCCCGAGGAUGACGUCAGAGAGUUGCUGGAGAAGGAGGAGAACGUGAAGCAGCUGAUCGAGGACUGCAAGCGGAUGUUGAUUGUGGAACCAGAGGAGUGUCUGGGCGGCUGGAGCCUCGUCAACGCCGACCCUGUGAGCGGGGAUCCAGAGCGGCAGGAAAUGGACGUGAUCAUGUUACUAAGUCAGCGGGCCGUCUACGUCGCCUGGUACGAUGAUGAUGAGGAGCAGGUUAUACAGUACCAGCGGAUCUUCCUGGAGGACAUCGAGCGGCUAGAGAUAGGCGCUGAGCACUCCCUGUUCAAGUCCAAGAGUAUCGUGAUGCGACUCUACUACCGGCACUUCGCCGACGAGGGAUUUUUCCACACAUUACGGGCUCCGGGUACCCGGCUUUUUAACAACUUGGUCAUUCCCGUCAAAACACCAGAGGAGGCGAAAGAGCAACUUACCGUGGUAUGUGAGGCGUUCAUAGCCGCCCAGACCCUGCUCAAGUUGGAACUGGUUGUGGAGGAGAAAAACAAGCUAGAUAAGCGAAAGACGCAGCCGCACCCUGAAGUAUGCGACAUCCACCAGCAGCUGCAGGAGAACUCGCUCUCUGCCAUUAAUCUGCCACGCGAUAUCUCCAACAUGGACCUGAACUCCGGCUCCCCUAGCCCCGCCCCCUCACCCAGUCUACCUCGCAGACACAUUCGUAGCGUGCAGGAAAAACGGGAACCAGACGCUGAUGGUAAUAAAGGGAGACUACUUAGUUCUGGAGACAGCAGAUCAAAGGGUGCAAUGGUUAAGUCCCUUCUGUCAGCAAUGCCCGGAGUCAAUAAGAAUACUGACGGAAACUUGGAAUUGUCGGUUCCUGGAAUAAAUAUCAAGCAGUUGAACAUUGUUGGUAAAAUCAAAUCUGGCAGUGCUGGAGCGGGUAAACUUCUAUCAAAAGUGCAAGGAGCAAACAUAUUCACGAGACAUGCAUCGAAAACCAAUCCUCAAACUUCUGAUGAAACUGAUGUGUUCAUUGAAGUUGAAUGUGACAGUAAAACGGAUAUGAAGAAGACAAUGGUUAAAGAGAGACAGAGAACGUUGAGCAGAGAUGAUUCCACUAUUGAUGAGCGGGAAAUAACCGAUGCCGAUCUAGAGGAGGAAGUAAUGUUGGAAAGUUGUGGAAUUCUCGCCACAAACGCGAAACAGAUGAUACAAUCUCCUCGGGCUUCUUUCGAGAAGGACGAAAACGUACCUAUGCAAACCGCUGACAUAACAGCUCAACAACGCGACUCCAUAUCGUUCCAUAUAGGUGAACCAAAGCAUGCAUUCGAAGGAAAGAUGGAAGAUGGUUUACUUAAAGCUGAUAUUAAGAACGAAGGUAUACUUGUCGAACAGAGAAGCGUACGAAGUGCCUCUUUCACCUCUAGCGACACUCGCUCCAACGAACCACCAUCCACAACGGAAGAUGUUUGGAUAAAACGCUCAGACAACAGCGAACAACCCACCGUUCCUCCUAAUCAUUUGUCUCUGGGACGAUCACGUGUUAUCGACAACUCGGAAGCGGACAAGAUACUCGCAAAGUACAGCUCUUCGAAGAAGGCCGCUCUCUCACAUCCGCACAUGCGCACUAGCAUGAGUGAUUCCGCCAUCGGCUCCACAGAUGUCGCGGUCACCUUUGAAAACUUCGAACCGGAAAGCCCGAAAUCUGCACUGGAAGUGAACUUCGAAAUUAACUCAAAUUUACAGAAAAAGUUACCAAACUUACUUCAAAGUGCCAAAAUGCCCCGCAAAAUCCACCGUAUAUAUGAUGGACUUAAGAAACAAAUUGAAAAGCAACUAGACGACAGGGUCUGUCAAAGUACCAUUAUAUUUGUAUGAACAUGUUGAGUUCUAUGGACACUGAUUGUUAAAUUGUAUGAAUGCUCAUUGUUAAUUUUUACGAGCACUGAUUGUUAAUUUGAAUGAAUGCUCAUUGUUUAUUUUCAUGAAUGGUCAUAGUUUAUUUGUAUUUAUACCAAUUGUUAAUUGUAUGAAAACUCAUUGUUGAUUUUUAAAAAAACCACUCAUUGAUUUUUGUAUGAAUGCUCAUUGUUUACGUGUAUGAACGCACAUUGUUUACUUGUCUGAACGCUCAUUGUUGACUUGUCUGAACGUUCAUUGUUUACUUUUAUGAACGCUCAUUGUUUACUUGUAUGAACGCUCAUUGUUUACUUGUCUGAACGCUCAUUGUUUACUCGUAUGAACGCUCAUUGUUUACUUGUCUGAAUGCUCAUUGUUUACUUGUCUGAACGCUUAUUGUUUACUUGUCUGAACGCUUAUUGUUUACUUGAAUGAACGCUCAUUGUUUACUUGUAUGAACGCUUAUUGUUUACUUGUUAAAAAACCCAUUGAUGUUUGUAUGGACGUUCAUUGUUUACUUGUCUGAACGUUCAUUGUUGAUAGGUGUUAACACCCAAUGUUGACUUCUUAGAACACUUACUAUUUCCUUAUUUGAAUAUCAUUGUUCACUUGUAUCAUUUUUUAUAUGUUUGAACAAAUAUUGUUUAUUUUUGUUUCAUUGUAUGAACAACCAUUGUUUAUUUGUUUGACAAAUCACUGUUUAUGAGUAUGAACGCUCAUUGCUUAUUUGCAUGAACGGUCAUAAUUUAUUUUUGUGAAAACUCAUUGGUUAUUUUUGUGUAAACUCAUUGUUUAUUUGUAUGAAAACUCAUUGUUUAUUUGUAUGAACGGUCAUUGGUUAUUUUUGUGUAAACUCAUUGUUUAUUUGUAUGAAAACUCAUUGUUUAUUUGUAUGAACGGUCAUUGUUUAGUUGUAUGAACGGUCAUUGUUUAUUGUUGUGAAAACUCAUUUUUUUAUUUUUGUGAGACUCAUUGUUAAUUUGUAUGAAAACUCAUUGUUUAUUUUUGUGAAAUCACAUUGUUUAUUUUUGUGACAACUCAUUGUUUAUUUGUAUGAACGGUUUUUGUUUAGUUGUAUGAACGGUCAUUGUUUAUUGUUGUGAAAACUCAUUGUUUAUUUUUCUGAAAACUCAUUGUUUAUUUGUAUGAACAGUCAUUGUUUAUUGUUGUGAAAACUCAUUGUUUAUUUUUCUGAAAACUCAUUGUUUAUUUGUAUGAACGGUCAUUGUUUAUUGUUGUGAAAACUCAUUGUUUAUUUUUCUGAAAACUCAUUGUUUAUUUUUCUGAAAACUCAUUGUUUAUUUGUAUGAACGGUCAUUGUUUUAUCUGUAUGAAGGAUCAUUGUUAUUUUUUAUAAAUGGUCAUUGUUUAUUUGUAUGAACAUUCAUUGUUUAGUUGUAUGAACGAUUAUUUUUCAUUUUUAUGAACGAUCAUUGUUUAUUCGCAUGAACGCUUAUUUUUUAUUUGUAUGAGCGAUCAUUGCCUUUCUGUAUGAUCGAUCAUUGUUUAUUUGUAUUCGCGAUCAUUGUUUAUUUUAUGGUCGGUUAUUGUUUAUUUUUAUGAACAGUAAUUGUAUAUUUGUAUGAAAACUCUUUGUAUAUAUGUAUGAACGAUCAUUGUUUAUUUGUAUGAGCAACAUUUGUUAAUUUGUAUGAGCAACCUUUGUUAAUUUGUAUGAGCAACCUUUGUUAAUUUGUGUGAGCAACCUUUGUUAAUUUGUAUGAGCAACCUUUGUUAAUUUGUAUGAGCAACCUUUGUUUAUUUGUAUGAGCAACCUUUGUUAAUUUGUUUGAGCAACCUUUGUUAAUUUGUGUGAGCAACCUUUGUUAAUUUGUAUGAGCAACCUUUGUUUAUUUGUAUGAGCAACUUUUGUUAAUUUGUGUGAGCAACCUUUGUUAAUUUGUGUGAGCAACCUUUGUUAAUUUGUAUGAGCAACAUUUGUUUAUUUGUAUGAAAGCUCAUUGUUUAUUUGUAUGAAAACUCGUUGUUGAUUUGUAUGAGCAACCUUUGUUAAUUUGUAUGAACACACAUUUGUGAUUUUUAGGAACCCUCAUUUUUUAUCUGCAACACUCGUUGUUGAUUCUAUGAAGGCGCAUUGUUCAUUUGUACGAACGCUAAUACUGUUUUUCUUUGAACACCUAUAGCAACUAUGUAAGUUAUAUGGUAAAGUUCUAUCAGCGUUUGGGCCGUUUUAAAUGUGUUAGGAAAACGGAGGAUUUGAUAUCAUGAUAAGAUAAGAGUAUUUAUUAAACAAUUUUGUUUUGCAAUAAUAUAAAUAACACUAGUUUAGUUAAAAUUGGAAAACGUCGGCCAUUUCCCAUCGAAAACAAUAUCGGAGGUAUGCAGGGUCAUUAGCAAAGGUAGUUCGUAAAAAAUAAAUAAUAGUAUUAAUUGAUUGUAUUGUUUUAAAGUUUAUUUUUAUAACUAAGUUCAAUUUGAUUCUCAGUGAAGUUUAUUAUUUCAUAAAUAAGUAAGAUUACUUAUAAUAAAACCUUAGGUUUGACGCGAUCUACUAUUAAAUUUAAAUUCUUAAUUCCUUUAAAAUAAUUUUACAAAAAUAAAUGGUAAUGUGACUUUUUCGCAUCAAACCGUUUAUUUGAGUAAGUCGUACUAAGUACAUUCAGUCAAAACUGGAUAUGUCGAAGUCGUUUGGACAUUGGAAAAGAACUUCGAGAUAACGAACAUUCGAUAUAACCGAAAAUCAAAACAUGUUCAACUUAACCCAACACAUUCGAAACAAGUUCGACAAAACCAAGACAUCGCUAUAACAGAGUUCGACAUAACGAGUUAUGUUUGUACCAAUUUGUUAUGUGUGUCUGUUUGUCAAUGAAAAUGUCCCAUAUAUAGUUACACUGUGUUCAUGUUGUUCAGUGACAAAACAAGAGUUAUCAAAACCUCACUGCAUUUAUCUAUUUUAAGUUGUUGUGCAAUUAUACAUCUGUAUUCAAUAUUUAUGUAAAGGCUUAAAGGCAAUUAUUUUCUACAUGAAUUGACUGCAAUUACGUGUUGGGAACCUCUUUUUCGCCGGGAAACAUGGGCUUUUCAGAAUUACUGAAUGUUUUCCCAUUAGAUUAUAUAGGGAGAAAAGUCUCAAUAGUUUACAUGACAGAAUGGUCAAUUUGUUAUCGUUCAUAUUUUGCUCGCUUUUGAUAUACAGUCUCACCCCGUUGGCUCGAACUCGCUUGGCUCGAUUUCCUCGUUGGCUCGAACUGUAAAUUUAGGACCGAUUUCUUUAUAAUAAAUGUAAGCAUUACCACUUGGCUCAAACUUCUCGAGGCUUGGGGUAUUUUCGCCGGUCCCUGGGAGUUCGAGCCAACGGGGUAUGACUGUAUUCCACAAAAUUCAAGAUAAGAACGAUAACUAAUACUUAUUCUUCAGGGAAUAUACCUGUACAUGUCCUUAUGUUUACUCAUUAGGAUUUUUCGGCCUAAGGACUGGCAUGUUAAGUCAGAAAUUGUAAAUAUACUAUCUUGACUAUACGGCCUUAAAGCUGCACCCCCACAGUCAGUUUUGACCUUAAGUUUUAGUCUCAGAAUCAGUUGAUUUUGGCAUCAAUUUCUUCAGUUGAGUCUUAUAAGAUAGCUCACUAUAAAAAAGAUCUUAAUUUUUUGGAAGCUGCCGAAAACUCAUUUGCUGAAAGCGUUAGUAACGCUUUUAACUAUAAAACAUCAAUUUUCGAGCGUUAAUAUGAAAAACGAUCUGCGAACUUAUAUUUUGUUUUGUCAGCAAUCAUAUAUCACUGGUUGCCCGACAUUUGCGCAAAAAAAGGCUCAUUCCAACAAAAAAAAAGUUGUCAAAAAAGUUGUCAAACGGCCAUUCUGUGAGAGUGCAGCUUUAAGGCGAAAACAUUGAAAACGAAGAAAGUGAAGGAUUUAUUGCAAUGUUAUACACCUAUGUUGACACGUUUUCUCCUUGUGACAGAAGUUGUUCUCAUGUAUUUUUUUUAUUUGCACCUUUAUAUUUUGUGCAGUGUAUCAAUGUAAUUACACGUUUACAUCACUUAGGAGUUGUUACAUAUAAAAAUGGCCGCAUUUGUAUUUGAUGGUUUGAAGUAUUUACAUAGUAUUGUUUGCAUUUUUUAUAGUGAACAUACAUUAUAUGAUUCUAAAAUUGUGCUGAACUAACAUUUUGGAAUGCUUUAAGGUUAUCCAAAAAACGAGUGCAUUCAGUUGCAUGCGAUGACUCGUUGUUUGGAUUAUCUUAAAGGAUUCUUUAUGCUGAUUUAUAGUUUUUCUAUUUCCCAUGACGUGUUGCUAAAGAAAAAGCGCUAUGUAACGAUACCAACCGGAACACCUCGGUCAUUUCCAAUCGAAAACAGUAUAGCGAUGGCACCAUUUAAAAAAGCCGAACCUACAUUUUUUGCUAUUUCGGGGUUUUCAUCUUUUUAUUAACAUAUUUUAGUUUGCCGCCUUUUUGAAAACACCGGACUUAACAGCCAAUAGAAAUUGAGUUUACCGGUCAGAAGAAGUUGGAGAAAACCCCGAACCUACAUGUCAUUGUAUAUGGCAUUUUUAAAUGGUUCCAUCGAUAGGGUGUAUAUUUACGUUUUAUUAUAUCAAAAUUCAUUUAAAACAAAUAUGACCCAAGAAGUUCGCGGAUUAAUUUCAAUAUAGCAGUCCAACCUCUUGGAUGGAAUAACCAUGCUCUGAUUGGCUGUCAUAUGAAACAUUGCGCAGUCACUUCCGAAUGUGUGUAAUUUGCCUAGAAAAGGCUUUUGAUUACAUAGUUCAGUUCGUGCCAAUUGCUAAUUUUGUAACGUUACAAAGCGCUUUUUAAUAAGCAACUCGUAAACCGUAGGCAUGUUUCGUCUAACAGUCAUUAAUCUUUUUAAAUGAAACAGAGAAUUCUUUUUACACAAAACACUAUGCGUAUGUGUAGCAAGGCCCACAACGCUUGCGUUUAAUAGUUUUUGGAGUUACUCCCCUUUUCGACUAAAAAAUCAACAUUUAGUCAUACACUAAGGGUUACAUCCGAUUCCACACGAUGAUAUAUUCAAAAUCGGCUUUACAUAUAUUCAAACAAAAAUACCUCUAUUUAGUUUUACAUUCCAGUGGUAUUUGAACUUAUGUCUAGCCUUUCAAUACCAUUGUUUUCGUCGGGAAGAAUAUAUACAUCUCGAAGUAACACUUUAAUGUGUUUUUAAUAAUCAAAACUAUGUGAAUGUCAAUCUUCAGGUCUUGAAAUAAAGUAUGUUCACUUCA